AUGGAUGUCGCCAACGCCACCACCACCAAGAAUUCCCCUGACAGCGCUGUCAUCGGUGGAAAGAAGGCUGCUACCAUGCCCAAUUGCACGCUCCGCCCCCAGGCGAAUGAGUUCUUCCCGAUGUCUUCUGCUGGUGAUUAUGCCGGAAAUUACAACAGCAAGUCUUACACUUCCACUGGCGACACUCGGGAAACAUUCACUCCGGGCCCGGCGCGCCCCCAUGUCUCCAAACCACAGAUAGUCGAAAGAUUCGAAGGACCGCACCUGAUUGUAGAUCGAGAGGAGUUCGCCAGGGAUAUGGAACGAUUCGGCAUGAAAGGCCUAAGCGCAUCGCGUUGGGCGUAA
Anthostomella pinea is the source of this 345-nucleotide messenger RNA. The record is from the annotation of a GenBank genome assembly. Lineage: Eukaryota; Fungi; Ascomycota; Sordariomycetes; Xylariales; Xylariaceae.